This is a messenger RNA of Neurospora tetraspora, 978 nucleotides long. RefSeq lists its product as uncharacterized. The record is from RefSeq and is a predicted model, not a curated record. NCBI's taxonomy places the organism in Eukaryota, Fungi, Ascomycota, Sordariomycetes, Sordariales, Sordariaceae. The transcript is spliced from 2 exons. Bases 179 to 775 code for a protein of 198 amino acids.
CCGACGCUUUUGCUGGACAAAGGCUCUCGUCCUCCUCAGUAUUCCUUCUCGAUACCCCGGUGCAACUCUCACCCACUACUUCCGACUCGUCGAUAUCAGCUCCCUAACGGCCCAGACAGAACCCUCACUUUCACUUACACAACUAUCAACGACUUCUCGCCUACCCAUCUCACAUAAAAUGCGUACCCAGCUCGUCUUCCCCGCCCUGUUUGCUGGGCUUGCCAGUGCUGCCGGCUUGGAAAGCAAGUCCAUCUAUGCUGUGGAUGCUAUCAAGACCAUCAUGCCUGGGGCCUUGGCCGAUUGCUCGUCGGCUCAAUUCCCAACUGAGUGCAGAACACCGGAGCAGGCUGCUCCCUAUCUGAUCAAGUCCUUCACGGGCCGCACCACAGGCGAGAUUGCUAUGAUGCUAGCACUCAUUGGCCUCGAGAGUGGUGAUUUGAAGUACAGGGUCAACUUGGCCCAUGAUGAUCAAGGUACAGCGAAUAUGAUGUCGCCCGAUUUUGUCAAAGAGUAUGCACAAGACCUCAACUUGCCCAUCGACGGCAAGUCAGGGGCGGAGAUCUUGCAGCUUGUCAUAUCGGACGACUUCCGCAAUUUUGACUCUGCCCGUUGGUUCGUCGACAAACAUUGCUCGGCUGACGUGAAGGCCAAGAUGAAGAUGGGCACCGACGAGGGGUACAAUGACUAUAUCACAAAGUGCGUUGGCACCACUAUGGCGGAUGCUCGGCAACAGUACUGGGACCGGGCCAAGAAGGCCUUUGGCCUGAGUGGUUAGGUCUGAGUGGUUAGGUCUAGGAGACGGCGAUGUGUGGGUUCCACGAAUGAUGAUGGAUGGUAGUCUGGGUCAAGCGGUGUUUUCUUCUCUUCCUUAAAUGUCCCAAGGUGACAAAAUUUUACACAAUACAACUUUGACGGAAACAAUAUUUGGUUUGAGGAGUCAGUCGAUACCCAAAAUCGGAGCAACGUGAUAGGUGUACA